CUGUAAUGAAUGUAAGUGAAGGAACAAUUAAUAGGAUGAUAUAUUUUUUAUGUAAUACGAAAGAUAACAUACGAAAGAGCUGACCCGGAGGUCUUUAAUCGGCCCUAGCGGACAUAUUAUAUAAGUCCGGCCCAGCUCUGGCGUAUGUUAUUGACGAAAUAAUUUCUAAAUACCUUAGUAAAAAAUAUGAAUAUUGUCGGGGAAUGAUGUGCAAUUACGGAAAUAUAAAUUAUGCAGCGGAUUAUAGCGAUCAUGCCAAGGAUAAUAUAAUACAGGCUAAAGGAAAAUAGCCUGCAAUAUGACGGUAAAAGAAGAUCAAAACGAGCAAGAAUCAGAAGUUGUCCAGUUAUUUGAACCUUCGCCAGAUUUAAAUGAACGCAAAUUAAAUGGCACUGAACCGCCAGUGGUUUGUUCACACGAAACUCCUCUCAAGUCGGAAAAUGGACUUGACAAGGACGUUAUCAAUAAAGAGGAUGUGCAGUUUAACGACAUGGACAGAGGUUGGUCCUGGGUUGUACUAUUCGCUAGCUUUGGAAGCUUCAUGCUUAUCGGGUCAUGCAUGAACGGCGUCGGCAUUAUCCACGCGACUUUACUGGAGCUCCACGGGGAAAGUGUUGGGCUCACGUCAUGGGCAGGGGCUCUACAUACAGGGCUCGCCUCUCUCGGAGCGCCCAUCUCCUCUGCAGUUCUUGACCGAUACAGUUGCAGAGCAGCUUCAGUGUUAGCUGGUGUUUGCUACGUCACAGGUUUCCUAGCAACGGCGUUUUCGCCCAGUAUCUACUGCACCAUUUUUACGCUGGGAAUUCUUGGAGACUGCUAUGCUGCUGUACUGCUGAGUUUACGCUGCCAGACUGCUAAGCUGCUGUGCUGCUGUGUUUACGCUGCCAAACUGCUAGGCAGCUGGACUGCUGUGUUCAUGGUGCUAAACUGCUAA
Messenger RNA from Dreissena polymorpha, 934 nucleotides. Its product is annotated as monocarboxylate transporter 10-like. Gene Ontology annotation, biological process: monocarboxylic acid transport. The coding region runs from base 299 to 934 and encodes 211 amino acids. The transcript has 3 exons. The record is from RefSeq and is a predicted model, not a curated record. Lineage: Eukaryota; Metazoa; Mollusca; Bivalvia; Myida; Dreissenidae. Gene Ontology annotation, molecular function: monocarboxylic acid transmembrane transporter activity.